Messenger RNA from Penaeus monodon (black tiger shrimp), 2052 nucleotides. RefSeq lists its product as uncharacterized. The transcript is spliced from 11 exons. Bases 1 to 1416 code for a protein of 471 amino acids. The record is from RefSeq and is a predicted model, not a curated record. Lineage: Eukaryota; Metazoa; Arthropoda; Malacostraca; Decapoda; Penaeidae.
AUGUCGGUUGAUUUGACUGAGUUGAAGCGGAGUGACUUCCGUCAUGUGUGCGGCUUGGACUCCAAAACUGGAGGUAUGAGUUACUAUGACUUACACCAACAUGCACUCUUAUGUACAUGUCUCAGUGAUAGUUUAACCUGUCCAAAUACUAUGAUAUUAAAACUGAAGGCACACAAAAGAGAAAUCCUUAAUUGUUCACAUAGUCUGCACCAUCUAUUAGGAGGUGCUCCAAUGCCUCCAGUCAGCAUUCUACACGUGUCCAGCAGCACAUCAUGGACACUACAUAUUUUGCUGUCGAAGGGCUUUAAUUCCUCCAAAUCAGGAACACAAUGGAGGUAUAUAAUAUCUUCUGUUCAUUCCUUGCAGGCUGUGGGGCCAGUAGAAGAGCUUGUGGUCGUUCGAGAACUGGGUCAGCACCUUGGAAAAAUGGUGGAUGCGGCAGCAAGGAAUACCCUCUUCAUCACCCUCUUUCACCCCUCUUCGCAUGACCCACGUAUGCCACACAAACUGCGCAUAUUGUCUGCACUUGUUUCGCUCGCCAUCGUAACACAUAAUGUCUCGGUGCUGGAGGCAACGGCCGUGUGGAUGCAGCAAGUAUGUUGCCUGAGUGCCUGGAGCGGGGAGGUUUGUCGAGGCCUAGUUCAGGACUACUUCCCGCUCACGCCAACUGCACCCCCACACUUUGCCGCUGCCUUGAGGGCACUCCCAACUAUGGCUCCACUCUUCACAGCAAAUCUUAUCACAACGCUGUCACAGCUGUAUGCCAAAGUUGGUAGUGGCGAACCAUGUGAACGGCCGCCAGAUGCACUUGUCUCGACAGUUGUGUGGUGGAUGCAAAGGGGCCCCUGGGUCACCCCUCACCUGGCACUGGCUCCUCUCACCCAUCCACUCCCAGGAGUGUCUCUGCCCAUGACUGCUGUGCCACCAAUUGUUCCUCUGAUGAAAUGGUGUGCUGAGUCUCCCUUCUUUGAAAGUACUGAUGCAACCUCAGAUGGCCAGGGAAGAAGAGCCAGCCUACCAAAGCUUACAGAUGGCGAUGGUGCUUUUGAGAAAGGGGGAGGACCUCUUAAGGCGCCAUUGCUAGAGAGCGGCGAAAUGUAUUCACAACUACACCUCUCCAUCUUACAGACACUGCAGAAUGUACCAUCUGUGAGGGCCCGCAUGACACAGAAGCAGGUGUUAUGCCCAAAACAGGUGACCAGUGUAGUAGAUGCUGUGUGUGAGAGAAUAAGGAGUUGCAGCUUAAAUGAUGACAGUGUGAACACCUCCCUUGACAGAUUAGCACAGACCAUUUUGGUUGCUCUCCAUACGGAGUGUCUCUCAGGAUCCCUCAGCGACAUGUGGGAUGCCCUGCACAGACUACCCAUCAAGAACCGCCUGAUCAACACGCUCCUUAACUCGCAUGAAGCCAGGUGACCUAACAUCAGGGUUUCUCUCGAGUCUUGGAAUGAGAGGUCACCUGCAAGAACUGGGUUAAUUUGAAUUUUUUUCUGCAAUUUCUUUAUGUAAUACUUUACAACCCUAGGUCAUGGUGUGAUUCUAGUAUUGUAUUUUUGUAUGGGAAAUUGUCUCUUUCAUAUUUUAUACAUUACAGUCUGAAAAUAACAUUUUUGAUAGAAUGUCAUAGAGUAGAUAAUAUUUUUUUCUUUAUGGAUGUAAGUUAUUAGAAUAAGUGAUAGAAGGAAAAUAAAGAGAAUUCAUAUUGAAAAUCUUCUUUCUAAACCUUUUCUGUAUUAUGCAGAUAUAUAUAAUACGUUACAUUACACAUUUUCUUUUUUAGAUGCAUAAAGUCAUUAACUGUGGCUUACAGCAUUUAAUGUAGAAAGUUCAAAGUUAUACAUGAUCAUUACUGCACAAAAUUAUUGUUAAUCUUCUUUCAUUUAUUACACACCACAAGGAUGGCAGUAGUUCCUAAUUGUGUGGUUAAUGGAUUCAUAAAAGAAAAUGUUAACAUAAGGGACAUUUGAUACCUGAACAGACCCUAUCAGAAAUAAGCUGUGGAUUACGUGCAAAAUAUUAAAUGUUACAGGAAAUAAAAUAUUAAAUAAUUGU